Messenger RNA from Neolamprologus brichardi, 754 nucleotides. The record is from RefSeq and is a predicted model, not a curated record. Lineage: Eukaryota; Metazoa; Chordata; Actinopteri; Cichliformes; Cichlidae.
GCGCUCCAUCUCUCUGUAGACCCUGGAUGGUGGGCUGAACGUCAUCCAGCUAGAGACAGCUGUGGGUGCUGCCAUCAAAAGCUUUAACAAUGCCAUGGGUGUGAACGUACCCCGUAGCCGCUUCCUGCCCGUGAAGACGUCAUCUGACCUGCUGCUGGUGAUGUCCAAUCUGUACACCCUGGACGCCGGCUCUCUCACCAUGAGCAAGAAGAGAGAGUUCCCGACCACGCCUCAUGUCAAACUGGGCAGCUCCUUCACAAAGGUUCAGGAGUUUCUGGCAAGGUUUGAAAACAUCCCUGACAUGUUGGAGCUGGAUCACCUCACUGUGUCUGGAGAUGUCACCUUCGGGAAGAACGUCUCUCUCAAAGGUACCGUCAUCAUCAUAGCUAAUCACGGUGACCGGAUAGAUAUUCCUGCUGGAGCCAUGCUGGAGAACAAGAUUGUUUCAGGAAAUCUGCGGAUCCUUGACCACUGAGGCCUUCUGGGAAAAUGCUCGACGCCAUUUGGAUCUUAAAGAUGACUUUUAAGAGAUUCUGUUCUUCUGAUGAACAGCAGGGUUGUUACAGCUUUUGUUUUAAACAGUUGUGUCAGUGUAAAGUCAGCCUGAAAAGGUCAGAGGUCAAAUUCAUCGUGCCUCCAAAUUUCUCCAGCACUGUGAAGAAGAAAUUUGCUGUUACUGCAAGACAAUCACUGUGAAGUCUGGCUCACUGUGGUCAUCUUUUUCUUGUGUCAAUAAAAAGUGCAGUAUGGGUCA